CACCCCUUAUCCCCGGACGUUAAAUCCAGGAUAGAAGCUGACGAGCUACCAAGGUACAAGCCAGCGGGCCGGACCCGAGUUCAACGCCACCCGUCUUACAUCCGUACAUCCGACAGCGUCGCGCAUAUAGGGGGGGUACCUAAUCCAAAUCUCCGAACAAGGCAGGUCGAUUCUUCCACCCCCUUUCCAUCCCUUUUUAUUCACACCAUGGUUGCCUUUGAUCCUUCACGCCUGGGCGUGAACUUCACCUCCCAGACCCACAGCGACACAUAUGCCCAGAUUGAUCCUUCCGGCAUCACCCCCGCGCCAUGCAUCGGAAGGACAGUCCUCGUUACCGGCGCCGCCAAAGGCAUCGGGCGAGCCAUUGUUGCGUCUUACGCCAAGGCGGGUGCCAGUCGCAUCGCCAUCACCGCCCGCGGGGACGUAUCCGCCACCCAUGCCGAGGCCCUCCAAGCAGCUGCAAAGGCGGGAAGAGAUAGCGUUGAAUUUCUCAUCCUUCGGCUGGACGUCAACGACCAUGACACCAUCGAGGCAUGCGCCCAGGAGCUGGCCUCUAGGUGGGGGCACAUUGACAUUCUUGUCAACAAUGCGGGAUACCUGGCACCGUUUGUGCCAUUGGGCGAAGGGGACAGGGACGACUGGUGGUUGACGUGGGAGGUCAACGUGCGUGGUGUCUACUGGGUCAUUCGUGCGCUUCUACCUCUUAUCCUGAAGAGCAAGGACAAGACUAUUGUCAAUCUCACCUCGGUCGGAGCCCUGGCGCUGACCCCCGGUGCGAGUGCCUAUCAGCCGUCUAAGCUGGCGGUGCUGCGUUUGUCCGAGUAUCUGAUGGUGGAUUACGAGUCCAGGGGCCUGCUGGUGUACUCUGUUCACCCGGCGUCAGUGGCGACUGAUCUCGCUAACAAUAUGCCAGCAGAAAUCGUUCAAGCUGUGUGCCAUGAUACGCCUGAGCUGGCCGGUGAUAGCAUUGUGUUUCUGACCAGCGAGCGACGGGAGUGGUUGGCUGGGAGGUAUAUCAGCUGCGCUUGGGAUAUGCCUGAGCUGAUGGCCAGGAGAGAGGAAAUCGUAGAGAAGGAUCUAUUGAAACUUCAGGUGCGGUUUCAGUGAAGUUAUCUAGCCGAGGCCAAGCUUUUAUUAGGCUUCUUGGCAUGAUGCUUGUUUGAGAUAUGCGGUUGAAUCGCGUGGGGUCCACUGCGGGAAUGCACAAUUUCUACCCACUUGCCCCACAAAAGGGGGAUCUCACGAUAUAAACAAUGAGGGUCGUUGCCUACAUAGUUUACGAUUGCAUCCCUUCUGCUACCGUGCAUCUUUCACGUC
This is a messenger RNA of Podospora bellae-mahoneyi, 1317 nucleotides long. Its product is annotated as putative secondary metabolism biosynthetic enzyme. The coding region runs from base 208 to 1107 and encodes 299 amino acids. The transcript has 2 exons. The record is from RefSeq and is a predicted model, not a curated record. Gene Ontology annotation, molecular function: oxidoreductase activity, acting on the CH-OH group of donors, NAD or NADP as acceptor. NCBI's taxonomy places the organism in Eukaryota, Fungi, Ascomycota, Sordariomycetes, Sordariales, Podosporaceae.